This is a messenger RNA of Psilocybe cubensis, 2388 nucleotides long. RefSeq lists its product as uncharacterized. The coding region runs from base 1 to 2388 and encodes 795 amino acids. Gene Ontology annotation, cellular component: nucleus. Gene Ontology annotation, molecular function: 3'-tRNA processing endoribonuclease activity. The transcript has 7 exons. The record is from RefSeq and is a predicted model, not a curated record. NCBI's taxonomy places the organism in Eukaryota, Fungi, Basidiomycota, Agaricomycetes, Agaricales, Agrocybaceae.
AUGGUAGAUUCAGACCAGGGUCCUUCAUCUUCUUCAAGGGCAGAAAAGACUUUUCAAAUUCAGACCCAUUCAGAUGACCCAACGCAAUGUGAUUCGUCCCCUACCCCAUCUCCGCAAACUCCACAUGAAGAACAUCGUGUAGGGCAAACAGCACAGUCAACUCAAGACUCUGCGGAGGGUAGAGCAGAGUUGGUUUCAAGAGCCCGAACAUUUCUUACCUCUCCUCAGGUGCAGCAUCAAGACAUAGCUGCAAAACGCGCUUUUUUGGUGGAAAAGGGUCUAAGCGAACUAGAAAUCGCAAAGCUAUUGUCUGACAUACCAACACUUAUGCCCACUAUCCCUCCAAAGACAUACCCACAACCUCGUCCGUCUAACCUACCUGUUCUUCUUCUAGGCCUUGCCCGCCUGUUUUCGUGGUUGGCAGGCGGAUCAGCCUUUCUGCUUCUCAUAUAUCACCGAGUUCUAUUACCUCGCAUUACGCGCACUUCACUAGCCCGGCACUCAUUGAGAUCCCACCACCUAUCAUUAUUACGACAGCUCACAACAUCAUUAUCGUCGUUAAAAGAGUCACAAUCUGAAUCCUUGUCCGUCCUUCCACGUCCGGAUCCUUCAAACGAACGUAAACCAUUUUCCACAUGCACAUCUGUGGAGGAUGUACUCAAAAUCAUCGAGGAAACUACCAAAGGGCCUGAUUUCUCCCAAAUACCUCACAUUACUCUGUUACGCUGUGCAAUUCAGACAUUAUCAAAGGACAAAGAGGGGAGACGUGUCAAUCCCACAACAGAUCAACUCUACCGAUAUCUUGAGACCCAAAUUCCUUGGCUUCUUACAGAGGAAGGAUUCCACUACGAAAGUCAAUUAUGGGAAACACUCUCCACCUCCACUCUUUUCGGAAAAGUUUCUCCUUCUGAGGCGUCUAAUGCUCAGCAAGAUGCAAUCGAGCAAACCAGUGCGCAGACACACUGGGACUACAUUACACCCUCACGCGCGGACGACCCUCCUCUUUUCAAAUCAUUGAUUAAAUUAUCGUCGGAGCUUCCACGGGGUACUAAAACGCGGAAGAGCCCUUUCCAACAUACUUUGCAAUCUCUUUCAGAUUUUACUGGGUACAUCAGUACUCAGAUAUAUUUACCAUAUAGGCCCCCAUCAACGGUAGGGAUACCAACUGCUGGUGGACAGAAUUCUCUCGAAGAAGAUCUGAGAAAAGAGAUCCGGGCAUUGAAAGGAUUGGUGCUGAACAGAGCUCCGUUGAGCUCACUUAACAUCACCUUUCUCGGGACAGCAUCUGCCCAGCCGUCAUCUACAAGAAAUCAUUCUGCACUUAGUCUUCGACUGGGAGGCGAUGUAUGGUUAUUCGAUUGUGGGGAGGCUACACAACAUCAAUUGCAGAAGAGUAGUGUCAAGAUGGGCAAAAUAGAGAAGAUUUUUAUAACGCACACGCAUGGGGACCACAUCUUUGGCCUCAUUCCUCUAAUGUGCAGCUUGCUAAAUGGCGCUGGUGGUACUGCAGAAGGUAGCGAGGAUCCAAGACUAAACGUCGAUACAACAACUGCUUCUCUUGAAAUUUAUGGUCCCCUAGGUACUCGUGCCUACAUUCGCAAUGGUCUCUCAUAUACCCACUCCAAUCUUGGUGCUUCAUAUGUCGUCCAUGAACUGCGAUUUGGUUCCGAUCCACCGACAGGCGACUUCACGGUACUACCUCCUCAGGCCGCAGAAUGUACAUUUGGGCGCAAUAUAAAGCAGGUAAGCGGUAGCUGGGUUGACAUAUACAAAGACAAAGUAGUGUCUGUUUCCGCUGCUCCAAUUCACCACAGUGUACCCUGUGUUGGAUAUGUUAUCACAGAAGCUCCCGUCCCAGGCAAAAUCGACCCUUCAAAGUACAUCCCAGCUAUAAAACGCACAAAGACACCUAUGUCAGUCAUGCGCCAGUUACAACAAGGAGAUUCUGUUGUUCUUGCGGAUGGCAGUGUUCUUCAAGGACCACCUCGCAGAGCUGGACGUAAAGUUGUCAUCCUAGGCGACACUUAUGAUCCUCUGCCAAUAGCUUCUUUGGCGGAAGACGCAGAUUUGCUCAUACAUGAAGCCACCAACGCACACCUCCCUGGCAUUGACGCCAAUACAAAGCCAACAGAUACAUACGAGACAGUAGAAGCGAGAACCAAAUCCAGAGGACAUUCAACUCCUCAGAUGGCUGGAAAUUUCGCCAGGCAUAUUCGAGCUCGGAGGUUAAUUCUUAAUCAUUUCUCUGCACGUUAUCCAGGGGAUGCUUCCGACACCUCGAAAGCAAUUAUGAAAGCAAUAGGAGAUCUGGCAGCCGCGCAGUAUGGUCAAGAUGUAGAAUGCGCAACUGAUUUAUUGAGCGUAGAAAUAAAUAUCAGGGAUAAAUGA